AUGGAGAAUCAUCCGCCGAACAGAGGAAUGCGGAAUCAAGAGCACAGUCAUACUCGAAUCUCUCAGUGCUUCAGGGUCGCGAAAAGACCUUCUGAGAAUGCAUCUAACUUCUCCACUCCUUUUCCUAAAAGAAUCAAGGAAUCAAUGGCUACUGAAUCACUCCCUCACACCUUCAAAAGGGUUCCACUUAUGGAGUUAUCAACGAAUACAACUCCUCACAAACGCCUUAAAGUAGGGUUUGAGUCAUCUCAUGUUGGUGGCGUGAGUAUUCCUUCUCCUGAUUUUAGUCUGGAUAAGGAGGUUUUAGAUGCAUCUCGUUCUGAGGUUUCAUCAGACACGUUUGUUACUCCCUUGAAAGAGGAGUCAGAAAGAGUUUCACUAAGCUAUGGUGGUUGCUCUACUUCCUCACUUCUUGAUGAUGAGAUUGAUGAUUCCAUUUUGGAAGAGAUUGACGCUAUCUGUGAACAGUCAGCGAGGAAAAUAGCGAAAAUAGCUUGUCAAACUCCAAGUACUAGUAUAAAUCUGACACCGUUGAAAGAUAAUGAGUGCAGUGAUCUUAAGGUUGAUUUGGGUUUUAGUGCUGUGAAAAUGUCUGAGCCAGACUCCGAGGUUAAAUUGGAGCUCAAUGAAGAAGCCACUGUUGCUGCUGAUCCUGCAUUGAUCAAUAGCAUGCCUGAGGAGUGUUCAAAAUAUAUGCAGUCUUUGAAUGAUAGACAGCGUGAUGCUGCUUGUAGUGAUAUUUCAACUCCUUUGAUGGUUAUCGCUGGGCCUGGAAGUGGAAAGACUUCCACCAUGGUUGGCCGUGUCUUAGUGUUGCUCAGUGAGGGUCUACUUCCAUCAAAUAUCCUUGCAAUGACUUUCACUACAGCGGCAACUGCUGAGAUGAGAGAGCGCAUAGGAAAAUCUGCUGGAAAGAAGGCAGCCAAAGAAAUAACAAUCAGCACAUUCCAUUCAUUUUCUUUACAGCUUUGCCGGAUGCAUGCAGACAAGUUACAACGUACAUCUGAAUUUUCAGUGUAUGGACAUGGGCAACAAAGAAGAGCAAUUAUUGAAGCAGUGCGUUUAUAUGAGGAAGGGAAGAACGGAAGCAGUACUUCCGUUGCAUGUGAAUCUGCGGAAGCUCUCAAUGGAGCCGGUGCUGGAGCAGUAUGUCCUGAAUAUGUCAAGGAUAGAUCAAAGAAAUGGCAAAAAUAUGUGACCCAGGCAAAGGCUUCGGGUAGAACUUCGGAGGAGUGCCGUAAGAUGGGCAAUGAGAUAGGAGCUAAAAUUCUUGGAAACUACAGUGAUAUCCUUAAAGAGUGCGAUGCUCUGGACUAUCAUGAUUUGAUCAGUUGUUCGGUCACCCUGCUCUCCGACUUUCCUGAAGUAUUUAAGGAAUGCCAAGAUACGUGGAAAGCCAUCAUAGUUGAUGAAUUCCAGGACACUAGCACAAUGCAGUACAAGCUUUUACGAAUGCUAGGAUCUCACAAUCACAUAACCAUUGUUGGUGAUGAUGAUCAGUCCAUCUUCGGUUUUAACGGGGCGGACAGUUCAGGAUUUGAUUCCUUUCGCAGAGAUUUCCCAAAUUACAAAGAGGUCCGGCUGAUAAAAAACUAUCGCUCCUCCCGCCAUAUUGUGGAAGCUGCAUCUUCUAUUAUAAAAAACAACACGAAGCGGUGCCAAUCUAAAAGCAUUUCGGCUGAAAACUCUCAGGGAUCUAAGGUUACUGUCAAGGAAUGCCAUAACGAGGAAGCACAAUGUGCAUUUGUUAUUGACAAAAUAAUUGAAAUGACGAAUGAUGCCUCAAUGCCUUGUUGCUCCCAUGGAGAUAUUGCCAUCUUGUAUAGGAGGCAGGUGUCAGGUAAAGUCUUCCAAAAUGCAUUCCGGCAGAGGAAAAUACCAUUUAAUGUUCAUGGUGUCGCUUUCUACAGAAAAAAGGUAGUUGUACGGAUCAUUUUGGCCAUGCUGAGAACAACAUUUUCCGAAUGUGAUGAUGCUUCGUAUCGGCGAGUGUUUAAGGCAUUACUUCCUUUUGAGAAAGAGGAAAAGAAAAGGGUUAUAGAUCAUAUUGACAAAAUCUCCACUAGUAGGAAAUGCAGCUUCAUUUUAGCCGCAAGUGAUAUCUUCAGUGCCAAAAUUUCUGGUACCUUCAAGAGGAACCAGCUUACCCAGGGACGUAAAGUGCUGCAAACUCUUGACAUGAUAGCAAAGCUCGUUGAUAGGGAACAAUCACUUUCAGCUGUAGUAACAUGUGUGGCAAAUAUGAUACCGCAGAAAUACCUUCUUGAGAAGCGAGCAGUUGUGGAUAACGAUGGCGGAAAACUGCUUAAUGAAGACAACGAUCUUAGAUCUGUUCUCCAAUACUUAAUGGAUGAUGUAGCUGAGUUUAUUUCUACUUAUUGCACCACAACUGGAGAAGAAGUGGAUGAAAUCAAAGAAAAGAAAGGCUGCAAUCAACUUAAUUCAUUUGUCAACUACAUCUCCGAGCGCGAGACUGAAAAUUUUCGUUUAAGAAGACAUGACAAUGAAAAUUCUGUCACAUUAACCACCAUUCAUCAGUCUAAAGGUUUGGAGUGGGACGUAGUUUUCAUAAUCAAGGCUAAUGAUAACGAGAUUCCCCUAUUACAUGAGUCUAACGGCACUGCAUCGGAGGGUGGAACAUCACUUGAGGAAGAGCGACGCCUUCUGUAUGUUGCUAUGACUCGUGCUCGCAAGAAAUUAUUUUUCUUGUACGUAACAGUGGAUUCAAACUGGCAGGUGCUUCAACCAUCACGAUUUCUUAAAGAGAUUCCGAGCCAUCUUCUACAGGGAGACCUGAGCAUAAAUGACUGCAGACAAGUUAAUCAAAACCUUCCAAACAAGACUGAGCAAAGUGUCUCUAAUUUUGGGACAGAGUUAAAGCAUGAAGAUAAUAAACCAACUGAUAACAAUAUGAUGAACAUUCCAGUAGAUGAUGCUACCGAGGAGUCAAUAGAAGCUGCAUGUGCACUCAAUGGGAACAAUUUCCUUAAGAGGUUUGAUGUGGAGGUUAGAUCAGUUGUCUCUCACUUAUUUCACAAUUGGGCUAAGAAACAAGCCUUCCAGGACCCGAAGAGGCUGAUUGACAAAGUAAGGUUUGUGGUCGGUGAACGUUUGGCCAUCAAGAAGGAGAAACACAAGGAUGUCUUACGGGAACUUAAAUCAUCAUUGACUUCCGAAGAAGCGUUCCAGUACGCUGAACAUGUACUUAGGUGGGAAAAACUUCCUGCAGACACACGGGCUCAUAUAAUGCGAGAGAAACAGGAGCAUUUUCAAAAACUUAGAAUUGAAAAUUCAAUGGGUACAUCAGAAGCAACGAGUAAACAGAUCGCAUUUCUGCAUAGUCUAGGAUGCACGGUGGUCCCAACAUCACGUCUCCAUGCGUCCCGUUUGAUCGAGCAGUACAAAUCACUGUGA
This is a messenger RNA of Eruca vesicaria subsp. sativa (arugula), 3414 nucleotides long. The record is from the annotation of a GenBank genome assembly. NCBI's taxonomy places the organism in Eukaryota, Viridiplantae, Streptophyta, Magnoliopsida, Brassicales, Brassicaceae.